UCAGUCUGCUCACAUUGGCCACUCUUUAGACCAGUUGCUUUACAACUUGUGAGUUUCCAGUGAGAAUCGGCAGCAAGACGUUCGAAAGCUAAACUUCUGGAGAGGCAGAUUUGUUUAGGGCUGCGGGUGGCGAAAGAAGGGUGAAGCAAAAAGCGCAGCAACCCCCUCCCCCUUUGCCCGCCGCACAGCGAGCUGUAUGAAUCCCUGUAACACGGCAAGAAAUGCUGCGGAAUCUCGCAGCGGUGGUGGACGGUGCCCAGGAGCCAGCAGUGCCAAAUCCUCACCUGCACGAACUGCGGAGCUGAAUGAAGAUGAGAAGGAUCAGGCCCCGAUUACUAUGAAUACUUUACAUAUGAUGAAAGCCUUCAAAGUUAUGAAUGAGCUACGAAGUAAAAGCACACUGUGUGAUGUGACCAUUGUUGCUGAGGAUGUGGAAAUUGAAGCACAUCGUAUUGUCCUGGCAGCCUGCAGUCCUUAUUUCUGUGCCAUGUUUACAGGAGACAUGGCUGAAAGUAAAGCAAAGAAAGUCGAGAUAAAGGACAUAGAUGGACACACACUAAGUAAACUAAUUGAUUAUAUAUACACUGCUGAAGUAGAAGUCAAUGAAGAGAAUGUGCAGGUGCUUUUACCUGCAGCCAGUCUAUUGCAGCUAAUGGAUGUAAGAACUGCUUGUUGUGAUUUUCUGCAAUCCCAGUUGCAUCCAACCAACUGUCUAGGAAUUCGAGCAUUUGCAGAUGUUCAUACGUGUACAGAGCUGCUGGAUGAGGCCAAUGCAUAUGCAGAGCAACAUUUUCCUGAUGUUAUGCUAGGUGAAGAAUUUCUUAGUCUGAAUCUGGAUCAAGUAUGCAGUUUGAUAUCAAGUGAUAAGCUCACAGUAGCUUCAGAAGAAAAGGUAUUUGAAGCAGUUAUCUCUUGGAUAAAGUAUGACAAAGAAACUCGCCUGGACCACAUGGCAAAACUAAUGGAAAAUGUUCGCCUUCCACUACUUCCACGGGAUUAUCUUGUCCAGACUGUAGAAGAGGAGGCUUUGAUAAAGAAUAAUAAUACAUGCAAAGAUUUCCUAAUUGAAGCCAUGAAAUACCAUUUACUUCCUCUUGAUCAACGAGCUGCGAUAAAGACAGCGCGCACAAGGCCAAGGACCCCAAUCAGUCUACCCAAGGUGAUGAUAGUGGUCGGUGGUCAGGCACCUAAAGCUAUACGAAGCGUGGAGUGCUACGACUUUAAAGACGAUCGUUGGAAUCAAGUAGCAGAGCUUCCUUCCAGAAGGUGCAGAGCAGGUGUUGUAUAUAUGAGUGGCCGUGUUUAUGCAGUGGGAGGAUUCAAUGGGUCACUGAGAGUCCGGACUGUGGAUGUGUAUGAUGCAGUAAAGGACAACUGGACAUCCAUUGCCAGUAUGCAAGAGAGACGAAGUACUCUUGGAGCAGCAGUGUUAAAUGAUUUACUCUAUGCUGUCGGUGGAUUUGAUGGGAGUACAGGAUUAUCUUCAGUGGAGGCGUAUAAUUACAAAAUCAAUGAAUGGUUUUUUGUGGCACCCAUGAACACAAGAAGAAGUAGUGUUGGUGUUGGAGUUGUGGAAGGCAGGUUGUAUGCAGUAGGUGGCUACGAUGGAGCAUCACGCCAAUGUCUUAGCACUGUCGAAGCAUAUAAUCCAGUCAGCAACGAAUGGACAUAUGUUUCAGACAUGAGUACACGUCGUAGUGGUGCAGGGGUUGGCGUUCUAAAUGGUCAGUUGUAUGCAACUGGGGGUCACGAUGGACCUUUGGUGAGGAAAAGUGUCGAGGUGUAUGACCCAUCCACAAACGUUUGGAGGCAAGUGGCAGACAUGAAUAUGUGUCGGAGGAAUGCUGGAGUUUGUGCUGUAAAUGGAUUUUUGUAUGUAAUUGGAGGAGAUGAUGGUUCAUCAAAUUUAGCUUCUGUGGAAUUCUACAAUUCUAUAACUGACAAGUGGACACUAUUACCAACCAAUAUGAGUACUGGAAGAAGCUACGCAGGUAAAGCUGUUGCAGGUGUUGCAGUUAUUGAUAAACCACUAUGACUCUACACUUCAGCCGCAAUUGGAUUGAAGUGAAAACUGAUUCACAUUUCACUGAAGACUCAUCUAGGUUUUAUCUGAACUAUUUAUAUUACUUGGAUGCAUGGUAUUCUGUGUGAAGCACAGUUACCUUGUCAAAAAGAUACCAGUGCGAUGUUUUUAAAAGCAGAAUCAAGCACCAAUCAAAGGAUAUAUCAAGAUAUAAACAUGUUCUCUAUUAGCACUGCAGGUGAUACUAAAAAUUUGUGCAAAAAGCACAUGCUGUCAGUUUGCUCUUGCCAAGUGAUCUGGAAUGUCCAAUGUUGACAAUUGUCAGCCUUCAAUAGAGACCGACUAACUGGAGAAUGUGAAUUUUCUGCUGUUACAUGUGAGUUCUACACAUUAUCAAUGCUGAACGUCAAGCUGCUGCCUUUAAAGCACAAUUAUUUGGAUCGGAUGAAGCACUGUAUUACCAUAUCAACUAUUUUAUAAGGGAGACAAACCGAACAUUUUUACCAUGGAGGAGCAUAAAACGUACUUGCCAUAAUGAUUUGUUUAUAUUGAGAUGGAUUGUUAUGGUAUUUCAAAUAAUGUACAACACCUCUCUCCUCCCUCUGAUUUUUAAGAUUACACCCUCAAAUUUGAGAGGUGAGCUAACGAAGGGUAUAAAAUUUCUGUUGUGAGUUGCCCUUUUGGCUGCCAGAAAACUUUAUGGCAACCUUCAAGUUUUAGGAGCAUGCUAUUGCCAGUACAGAAAUUCUUUGGACACCAGACCCCUUUUGUAACGAUGUUAUGCUACAUAGUUUGCCAAACCAAAAUGGAUUAGAAUUAUCACAGACGUUUCAACUUAAGAGUGAUGACAUUAAUUAACAUUGAUUGUAAUCAGCAGUAUUUUUUUAAAAAAAACUUUGGCCACUGAUGAUGUGGAGGUGGUUACAGGCAAGCUAGGAUGUUAUACCUGCCCCUCCAGUUGAUCUAGAGGAGGUGGAAUUAGAUGGUCUAAUGGUACAGUGGGCAAAUUAUAUCAGUGAGAAAGACCAAUUUAAAGUAAAUUGAACAAGAAUUCUAAAAAUAUUUGCCUUUGAACUCAAAUUUCCAUUGUGCAUCCUUUCAAAGUUUCUGGUAAAUUGUUUGACUAUUUUUUAAUGAAUG
Molecule: messenger RNA, 3163 nt
Organism: Hemiscyllium ocellatum (epaulette shark)
Lineage: Eukaryota; Metazoa; Chordata; Chondrichthyes; Orectolobiformes; Hemiscylliidae
Product: kelch-like protein 3
Exons: 15
Coding region: 197-2035 (612 amino acids)
Molecular function (GO): protein binding
Source: RefSeq, a predicted model, not a curated record